AUGAAUAGAUUAUCGAGUGAGGAGGAUACAGCUGAUGAGGAGCCCAACAAGAGAAGAAGACUUAGUAGAGAUUCCCGUAGUGAAAGUGAAAGUGAGACAGAUGUCUCAUUUGAAGUGGUAGGUGAGAGAGACGCCUGUGAGGAUGCCCCCAGUGAAGAAGUUGAUUUAAUGAGAGUACUUAAUGAAGUUGAUGAUGAGACACAAGAAGAAGGUAGCAGGGGGAAAACAACAGAGACAAUAGACUUGGAGGAUGAAGCCGCUGAACAACAGGUGAAGGAUGUGCCACGGGAAGAGAAUGAGCAAGAAAAUCCACCAAAACCACCUGCAAAUAAAGCCGUUAGAGAAUAUCACUGCCCCAUUUGCUUUGAACCUCCUGAUACUGCAGUUAUGACACCUUGUGGUCACAUCUUUUGCGUUGCUUGCCUUUUCCAGAUGGUUAAUAGUUCAAGGACACAUCGUAAAAGUGGUAAUUGUGCACUUUGCAGAAGUGAAGUUAAACUAAAGGAUAUCAGAUUGGUAGUUCUCAGGAAACUCAGGGUUAAAAAGAGUUGA
Zygosaccharomyces rouxii is the source of this 552-nucleotide messenger RNA. RefSeq names its product SUMO-targeted ubiquitin ligase complex subunit SLX8 (gene SLX8). The record is from RefSeq and is a predicted model, not a curated record. The transcript has a single exon. Gene Ontology annotation, molecular function: metal ion binding. Lineage: Eukaryota; Fungi; Ascomycota; Saccharomycetes; Saccharomycetales; Saccharomycetaceae. The coding region runs from base 1 to 552 and encodes 183 amino acids.